AUGCGAUCCACACUCGCCUUUUUCGCCCUGGCCGUUUCGGCCGUUACGGCUCAGACUGCUGUCCAAGACUACAAGAGCUCCCUGGACAUGACCAUUGACCCAGGCACUGUUGAGUUCGGAACGCGAGCCGGUUGGUGCAAUGCCCAGCAGGACACUUGCGAUACCCUCUGCAAGGACGACACUAAGGAGAACGACUGCACUGCGGAAACCCUCAAGUGGGAAUGCGCCUGCACUUCCAACAGCUCCACUCCCGGUCUCCAGUACUACACGCAGACCAUGCCCACCUUUAUCUGCCAGGAGCUCUUCGCCCAGUGCAUCUCGCAGAACGCCGGCAGCCAGAGUGGCCAGCGGGAUUGCAAGCAGAAGAUCCAAGCCCUCUGCGCCACCCAGUCCCCUCCCAAGAACACUGCCAGCGACGACGACGACGACGAUGAUGACGACGCCACGACCACCCUUUCCACUGCCACCCGGUCGGCCACUCAGUCGGUAGCCAGCGCCUCUGCCACCGAAGACACCGUAACCUCGACCAGCUCCGAUGGCCUUGCUGCCCCUACUAUGGCGCCAGCGGGCAAGGGUGCUGCAGCAGCUGUCGCUCUCGGCAUGCUGGCCUAUCUGCUCUAA
Messenger RNA from Fusarium keratoplasticum, 621 nucleotides. RefSeq lists its product as uncharacterized. NCBI's taxonomy places the organism in Eukaryota, Fungi, Ascomycota, Sordariomycetes, Hypocreales, Nectriaceae. The record is from RefSeq and is a predicted model, not a curated record. The transcript has 3 exons. The coding region runs from base 1 to 621 and encodes 206 amino acids.